CCAACAUGUCUGCGUCCAUUCGAAAAACGUGGAAAGAAAGAAAGAGUGUUGUUUGACGUUUUGUACUAAAUAACACGAAGAUGGCUAAGCAGAAAGGAUCAAAGCGUAAGAGAGAGGAGGAAGAAGACAUACUUCACUUUGCACCCAGAGAAAUUGGGGUGGUGGAGUAUGUAGAGAACAGAGCAGCAGAGAUCAAGGCUCUCCAGAAGUAUCUUGGUGAGUCAAGGGGGAACCGUCUUGUUAUGCAACUUCUCCCCAAAGGUCUGAGACGACGAGCCCUAAGUCACGACAUCAAACGACUGCCACGGCGACUACGUGAAGCUGCUAAGAAAGAAUAUGUCAACCGUGAUACAAAGACACGAAGAAAACCUCCAAGUCGUAAGUUUCGUCGACGUCCAAAUAACUUACUGGAUGAGUAUGAUAGAAGGCAGAGGAAGCAUGUUUGGUUGGAGACACACAUUUGGCAUGCUAAAAGAUUCAAAAUGGAGGAAAAGUGGGGGUACAAAAUCCCACUACAACCAACAGACAAAAGCAAGAGAGCAGCCUACAGGUCAACGAAACACCACUGUCUCAUUCAGGACCAUUCAUAUAUGUGCUGCAUUGAGCUGAAAGGACCAGAGCAUUGUCUACUAGAUGGUCUGAGUCACAUGACGAAUAAUUCCACAGGGCAGACUUUUGCAGCUAAGGGCUGCCUGUCAGGGAUCAGGGAAGGCCACACCAUGCUCUACUCAUGCGAUCAUUAUCCACUUGGGGCCAUUGGAUGUGCCUCGUUUCUAUGGAAACCUCAGACAGGAAGUGAUCUGACAACAGAUUUGCGGCAGCUUUGGAUAUGGGUCCAUCCUGGCUGUCAUGAGGAGGUCUGUCAGAACCUAGAGAAAUCAUUCCUGUUCUCCAGGGAGGUUGAAGCUCAAGGCCAGGAAAUGGAAGUUGUUACAGAAACUCAAGUGAAGGUCUCCAAUGUUUUUAUUGAUGAAACAAAUCAACAAAAAAAAGAUGAUGUACAUGUUGACGAAAUUAAGACAGUUGUAUCCAAAGCAAAAGAGAUUUACAACAAUGAGACAUCAAAGGACAUUUCUAUAAAAACAAAUUCAAACAAUGUGAGAAAAAAUGACAAAGACAGCAAGAAAAAAUUGGCAACAUGGAAGGUGAGGGCUGGUGAGGUGUGGAUGGAGUCCCUAAAGGAUUGUCUAGUGCGAUUCCGUCUAACAGGGCCUACCUCACAAACGGUCCUAUCACAAACACUUCAGGUGGCUGACAUGUUACCACAAGAUGUUAGUGGUGAGUUUUGGUGGCAGCAGUUCUACAGCAAGGAUCACACAUCCAUUGGCCAUACACAGCAGAAACAAUUCUGGAAUGAGAUUACCAAGUGCAGAUCUCCAGGGGAGCUAACUCCCCAUCUAGUGUUAGGUCUGACAGUGCGGGACCCCAGGAUCCUCAUGCCAGACAUCAGAACGAAAGUUACAGAAAGCCAGGAAGUGGAGAGUGAUCCCUGUGUGAUGUCAGAGACACCUGUACCAGACGUGUCCUUGUCAGCCAUUUGGGACCCAACAGUGAGAUCAGAUGUCAAGCAAUCCAAAAUGACAGAUCACCAACUCAAUGUACUAAAGUCAGAUCAUCUCAUACCAGGAACUCCUCUAGAGUUAGGCCUAAAGGAAUCCAAAAUCCCCAUUAUCCUCAUCCAGAUUCCAGGGGUUAGGUCAAAGUCCAAAGGUCAAAAUGGUACAGCUCUCAGUUAUGGUAGUGGAUGGGACAUUGUAAUUCCAGCAGGAUGGAGCAUGGCAUUCUGGGUAGCUUUUAACUACAGGUGUGCACGAGCAGGUGGACUAUUGGAGUCAGAAAGUCUGGCUCAUGAACAGGGAGUGUUUCACUUUCCGCAAGGUUAUCCUGAUACUGCUGUGGGGAGAGAGGAGGAGAGGAAUCUACAUCACCAGUCUAUGGAUAUCUAUAACAAGAAACCACCUGCUAAACGUCCGAAUUUCACCAAGCUAGGAAUACAAUGCUCAUUCGAGUUCCCUUGGAGCAGCCUUGUAAAGCAGUGGGCAGUCAAAGAGGAAAUGCAAGAGGAAUGGAAUCAAACCAGGGGUUACUUUUAUGUGAUGAGAGACAAAGCAAUCUUGAAAGAAUUGAGUAAAGUUCUAUCAGUGGCAGCAAAUCGAAAACUAUCCAAAGAAAACAAAGACAGCUUAUUCACCAACAUGGUAUCUAUAUUGAGCAAGAAUGAUCAACUUCUAAUAUUUGGAAGCAAACAUACAAAUUGUCUAAUUCCUGUAGAGAUAGUUAUGGUUUCCCGUGGUUGUCCUGAAAGGUUUGCAAAUAUAUCCAUUCCAACUCGUGAGGAUUUGUCGCGAUUAGUAUCUGACCCAAAGUCUGGUGGUCCUAUGGAAACAGUGCAUGAAGACAAAACAAAGAAGGAAAAGAAAGACAAGAAAAAGACAAAGAAGCAAAAGUCAGAUAAUAGUGGUGAAAAAAAUACGACAGGAAUGACAGACAAUUCUGGUACAGCAGGAAAUGACAACAAAGCUUUGACUGAUGUUCAGAGUGAAACACUUGGUGGUGAUGGAGGUGGUGUUGACCUAAUAGACAGCUGCAGCCGACCCCUGAUUGGUUACAUCAAGGAAGGAGGAUUCACCCUGGGAGUCGGAAACGGUCGAGGCCUUGGAUUUGUCUCUAUCAUUGGACUAUUAAAACUUCUUGACACAAUGCCACAUCAACUACAUUGUACAGUGUUGGUUAGGAACCCAACAUCCUAUCAGUACAGAUAUGCUCACAUCAAUGUUCUUCAUUAAAGGAGUGAAAUAUUAA
This is a messenger RNA of Ylistrum balloti, 2802 nucleotides long. RefSeq names its product ribonucleases P/MRP protein subunit POP1-like. NCBI's taxonomy places the organism in Eukaryota, Metazoa, Mollusca, Bivalvia, Pectinida, Pectinidae. Gene Ontology annotation, biological process: tRNA 5'-leader removal. The transcript has 9 exons. The record is from RefSeq and is a predicted model, not a curated record. Bases 81 to 2786 code for a protein of 901 amino acids. Gene Ontology annotation, cellular component: ribonuclease MRP complex; nucleolar ribonuclease P complex.